CAGUGCGGCCUGGUUGAGCAAAGAAAAACAAAAUGGCAACAUAUGGUGAAGAGCCAGUCGACAGAUACUUCUACUCCUCAUACAACCCUUACAUGGGUCGGUACGCCCGGCCCAGAGACGCAGGCUGGAAAUACAAAGGUUACUUCUCCCACUAUGGAGACGGCUCUGACGCGUUCAACAACCACCAGCGCGCCCAGCUGAAGUCCAUCCUGUCCCAAAUCAACCCCAAACUCACCCCGAGGCUCAGGAAGGCCAACACCAAGGACGUGGCGGUGCAGGUCAACCCCAAGAGGGACGCCUCGGUGCAGUGCUCCAUCGGCCCGCGGACCCUGCAGGUCGUGAAGCGCGACGUCCAGCGCAGGAGAAGGCAGGAGCCCGCCACGCCCAGCAGCCCCAAGGCAACGGGUGGCGUCCGUUACCCGCGGACGCUGGCCGUGUACUCCCCCAUUGCUUACCGGAGCGUCACGUCAUUCCUGGUGGACGACAACAACAACGUCAAAGACGCUUCCUCCGAGGCGGCGCCCACCGUAGAGCCCCACGGUGACCCGGGAGAGGCCACCGAGGGGAAGGAGGAGGAGGAGGAGAAGGAGGAGGAGGAGGGAUCGGACGCUGGUGAGGAUGGGAAGACGUUGAAGUCCCCGGAACAAAACCAGCUGCUGAAACCGAAGCUGCAGGUGAAGAGCGAGCUCGCGCCGCAAGUCGCGGAGGCAUCAAAGGGCAAGGCCCGCGUGCGCUUCCAGUUCCUGGAACAGAAAUACGGAUAUUAUCACUGCAGAGAAUGCAAUCUGCGAUGGGAGAGCGCCUAUGUGUGGUGCGUUCAGGGCACCAACAAGGUUUACUUCAAGCAGUUCUGUAGGAAAUGCCAGAAGGGCUUCAACCCGUACCGCGUGGAGGACAUCACAUGCCAUACUUGCAACAAGGCCCGCUGCUCCUGUGCCCUGACCCAGCGGCACGUUGAUCCCAAGCGACCCCACAGACAGGACUUGUGUGGCAGGUGCAAAGGCAAGCGGCUCUCCUGUGACAGCACGUUCAGCUUCAAAUACAUCAUCUGAGUCACCUCGACUUGGAG
Molecule: messenger RNA, 1069 nt
Organism: Fundulus heteroclitus (mummichog)
Lineage: Eukaryota; Metazoa; Chordata; Actinopteri; Cyprinodontiformes; Fundulidae
Gene: zar1
Product: zygote arrest 1
Exons: 4
Coding region: 33-1052 (339 amino acids)
Biological process (GO): translation
Cellular component (GO): cytoplasm
Molecular function (GO): mRNA base-pairing post-transcriptional repressor activity
Source: RefSeq, a predicted model, not a curated record